CACACCUCACGAACACCUUUCUGCUGCCCGCUGCCCAGACACACCUGCAGCCCUGCCCAGCCGGCUCCACUCACCCACCGCUUGUAAAUGCCCCAGACAUGAGUCAGCCCAGGCCCCGCUACGUGGUAGACAGAACCGCAUAUUCUCUCACCCUCUUCGAUGAUGAGUUUGAGAAGAAGGACCGGCCGUACCCAGUGGGAGAGAAACUUCGCAAUGCCUUCAGCUGUUCCUCAGCCAAGAUUAAAGCCGUGGUGUUCGGGUUGCUGCCAGUGCUCUCCUGGAUCCCCAAGUACAAGAUCAAGGACUAUAUCAUCCCCGACCUGCUGGGCGGACUCAGUGGGGGAUGCAUCCAGGUGCCACAAGGCAUGGCAUUUGCUCUGCUGGCCAACCUUCCUGCAGUCAACGGCCUCUACUCCUCCUUCUUCCCUCUCCUGACCUACUUCUUCCUGGGGGGUGUGCACCAGAUGGUGCCAGGUACCUUUGCCGUUAUCAGCAUCCUGGUGGGUAACAUCUGUCUGCAGCUGGCCCCAGAGUCGAAAUUCCAAGUCUUCAACAAUGCCACCAAUGAGAGCUACGUGGACACGGCAGCCAUGGAGACAGAGAGGCUGCAUGUGUCGGCCACACUCGCCUGCCUGACCGCCAUCAUCCAGAUGGGCCUGGGCUUCAUGCAGUUCGGCUUUGUAGCCAUCUACCUCUCCGAGUCCUUCAUCCGGGGCUUCAUGACGGCUGCUGGCCUACAGAUUCUGAUCUCCGUGCUCAAGUACAUUUUUGGAUUGACCAUUCCUUCCUACGCAGGCCCGGGGUCCAUCGUCUUUACCUUCAUUGACAUUUGCAAAAACCUCCCCCACACCAACAUCGCCUCGCUCAUCUUCGCCCUCAUCAGCGGAGCCUUCCUGGUGCUGGUGAAGGAGCUCAAUGCUCGCUACAUGCACAAGAUCCGCUUCCCCAUUCCUUCGGAGAUGAUUGUGGUGGUGGUGGCAACAGCUAUUUCCGGGAGCUAUAAGAUGCCCAGAAAGUAUCACAUGCAGAUCGUGGGAGAGAUCCAAAGUGGGUUCCCUGCUCCAGUGUCACCCGUGGUUUCGCAGUGGAAGGACAUGAUAGGCACAGCCUUCUCCUUGGCCAUCGUGGGCUACGUCAUCAACCUGGCUAUGGGCCGGACCCUGGCCAGCAAGCAUGGCUAUGACGUGGAUUCCAACCAGGAGAUGAUCGCCCUGGGCUGCAGCAAUUUCUUUGGUUCCUUCUUUAAAAUCCAUGUCAUUUGCUGCGCGCUCUCUGUCACUCUGGCUGUGGAUGGAGCUGGUGGAAAAUCCCAGGUGGCAAGCCUGUGCGUGUCUCUGGUGGUGAUGAUCACCAUGCUGGUCCUGGGGUCCUACCUGUAUCCUCUCCCCAAGGCCGUGCUGGGAGCCCUGAUAGCUGUCAACCUCAAGACCUCCCUCAAGCAACUCACCGACCCCUACUACCUGUGGAGGAAGAGCAAGCUGGAUUGCUGUGUCUGGGUGGUGAGCUUCCUCUCCUCCUUCUUCCUGAGCCUGCCCUAUGGUGUGGCAGUGGGUGUCGCCUUCUCCGUCCUGGUUGUCGUCUUCCAGACUCAGUUUCGAAAUGGCUACGCGCUGGCCCAGGUCAUGGACACUGACAUUUAUGUGAAUCCCAAGACCUACAAUCGGGUCCAGGAAAUUGAGGGGAUUAAGAUCGUCACUUACUGCUCCCCCCUCUACUUUGCCAACUCAGAGAUCUUCAGGCAAAAGGUUGUUGCCAAGACAGGUAUGGAUCCCCAGAAAGUAUUGCUAGCCAAGCAAAAAUACCUCAGGAAGCAGGAGAAAAGAAUGAUGCCCACACAACAGAGGAAGUCCCUCUUCAUGAAAACCAAGACUGUCUCCCUGCAGGAGCUUCAGCAGGACUUUGAAAACGCCUCCCCCACAGACCCCAACAACAACCAGACCCCAGCCAACGGCGCCAGCAUAUCCUACAUCACCUUCAGCCCUGACACCUCCUCAGCCACCCCAUGUGAGCCAUCAGCCUCUGCUGGGUCCCCCAGUGAGCCCAGUGACACCCUGGCCAGUGUCCCACCCUUUGUCACCUUCCACACCCUCAUCCUAGACAUGAGUGGAGUCAGCUUUGUGGACUUGAUGGGCAUCAAAGCCCUGGGCAAGCUGAGCUCCACCUAUGGGAAGAUUGGAGUCAAGGUCUUCUUGGUGAACAUCCAUGCCCAGGUGUACAAUGACAUCAGCCACGGAGGUGUCUUUGAAGAUGGGUGUCUAGAACGCAACCACAUCUUCCCCAGCAUACAUGAUGCAGUCCUCUUUGCCCAAGCAAAUGCCAGAGAAGUAGCUCCAGGUCACAGCUUCCAAGGGGCUCCAGGGGACACUGAGCUCUCCUUGUAUGAUUCAGAGGAGGAUGGCCCCAGCUACUGGGACUUAGAACAGGAGAUGUUUGGGAGCAUGUUUCAUGCAGAGACCCUGACCGCCCUGUGAGGGCCCCGCUGGUUCCCAUGCGACCUCCAGAGCACCUGGCACCUGGAACUCCGCAGAGGAUAAGCCCAGGACCACAGGAAUUGACAGGAGAGGAAGUGUGUCCUCCAGGACUCUGGUUCUGCUUUCCCCUCCUCCUCCUCCUCUCUCCAUUUCUCUCCUUCCCCUCCCUCCCUGCCUGCCUCCCUAGAAAAAAACCAUCUCAAACCCUGUUCCUCCAAGGGACAGACAGAGUCUGGUGAAUCCACCUGUCACCCCCUCCCUGGCCCUCAGACCCUGUCCAGCAAUGAGCAAGCCACAAGCUCACUCAUCUCACCCACCCAUGGCAGCCAAUGGACACCUUGACUUCCAAGAAUGAGCCAAGAAGAGGACAAGUACCACUGUGCAGACCUGUGUGGAAGCUUCAUGAACGGCCCUAUGACUGCAUGGCUGGGUAUAGAGGGGAUCUGGCUGUCCCAGGACACAGGGAUGAACCUGGUUAGAACGCUGAGCCUUACCUCCUUCAGCUGCCCCACUCUGUGCCCGGCAGCUCUGCACCCAGAGACCAUGCACUUUUCAGAACCUAGGAGUCUCUCUCUUUUGGUGACUCUGUCCCUUCUUCAUCCCGAGGCUGCCCAGAUGACCACUGUGUUCAGCACUGUAGAUUCUACCCAUGCAUUGGCCUGGGCCUUCAGACCACUAACGCAACCUCCUCAGGGGCACUCCACCAAAGGACUGCUUUGAUCUCCUGGAACAUCAACCCACCUCCCAGGGGUUGUUCCCUUCCACUUGAGGCUGAGUAACAACCCCAAAGAAGAGAAGGUAGCAGGCAGAAUCCUCUGAUAACUCAGCAACAGAUAUCAAUUAUUCUGCACAAAAGCUUUUGGGAAUCCCUCUUGGUACUGGAGACUUGGAAGAGGAGGGGGUGCUAAUGCUAAACCAGAGCAAACUGGUAGAUUCUGAGCCCUAACAAUCCCCCCGGACCUCAGGGCCUAUCAGGGAAGUGCCUCCCCUCAGGAAAACUGCCUUGUCCUUCUUCACUUGGCAGAGAGCCCAUGUUUUAACUCUCCCUUAUCAGCUUGUAGCCCAGAGCCAUAAUGGAGACCUGACAAGAGGGAGGAAGUCCCCAGGAAUCAAGUGCAUCCCCUAGCUGGGUGCAGGUGCAGAGAAGGGCGGAUCCAGAUUGAGUCUUCCACUGCAGGGAGUCCUAACACCCUCAGGACCUGAGGCUAUCUUCCUCUAGGAAAGAGGAAAAUCAGGGUCAAGAUCUCUAUGCUUAUGGAGAUAACUAGAGGAUCCCACUAGUGACUUGAAAACAAAUAGGUUUCAUGUGCAAGUGUUUUGUAAAAAUUCCAUGAAAGUGCACAAAGAAAUCUUCUGGCUUCUCCUGUUUUGUUUUUUUGUUUUUGUUUUUUUUUCAAGUUUUUUUCCAGUUUAAUGAUCCCCACCCCAACGGGUCAGGCUGGCCCAGCCUGGGAAAAACAUCCCAACGCCUAACUUCAGCCUGACCUGUGUGUCUUUGUGUUGAGAGAGCUCGUCAGCUAGCAAGUCUUCUUAGAGUUAAAGGAGAGGGUGCUGGGGAAAAGCCAGCACAUUCUUGGCCAUGGGCAUUGCUUCUCUGUGAAUUCAUUAUGCCAUCUGGCUGCCAAUGGAACUCAAAACUUGGAAGGCGGAAGACAAUGUUAUCUGGGAUUCACCGUGCCCAGCACUUGAAGUGCCAAAUUCCAGGAGGACAAGAACCUUAGCCAAUGACAACUCACCCUCCCCUACUCCACCUCCUUCAAAGUCCAGCUUGGGCCCAGGAGGUGGGGGAAGGUCACAGAGUCUCGGGACAGACCUAGUCAGAGUCCCCUUUUGUCUAGAUCCCCUGGGGACUUGAUGAAAUGACCAUUAACCCUCCAGGCCAGCCCCAGAGCUGAAGGGGAUUGCUGACUCACAGCGUCCUGCAGUAGGGACUCCAGGAGGGAUCUGCGACAUGCCCAAGACAAAAAGUACUCCGGAGCCCAUGGUGGAGAUGUGAUUGGAAACACACUGGACCAGGAAAAACACUGAAGAAAACCUCAGUGUUGAGAUAUUUUGGAAAGAACACAAAUGUCGCCUAGACGCAAA
This is a messenger RNA of Marmota monax (woodchuck), 4556 nucleotides long. RefSeq names its product solute carrier family 26 member 9 (gene Slc26a9). Gene Ontology annotation, biological process: transmembrane transport. Gene Ontology annotation, molecular function: bicarbonate transmembrane transporter activity; oxalate transmembrane transporter activity; chloride transmembrane transporter activity. The transcript is spliced from 21 exons. Gene Ontology annotation, cellular component: membrane. The coding region runs from base 99 to 2471 and encodes 790 amino acids. NCBI's taxonomy places the organism in Eukaryota, Metazoa, Chordata, Mammalia, Rodentia, Sciuridae. The record is from RefSeq and is a predicted model, not a curated record.